AUGGGUUCAAUUGAAGCCAACCCAACGAGUGAGUUCUUUGAAGCUCAAGCUCACUUGUAUAAACAUGUCUUUAGUGGCAUUAAUGGCACAGUUCUUAACUGUGCUGUUCAACUAAGACAUCCAGACAUAAUCCACAGCCAUGACCAGCCCAUUACUAUUCCUCAAUUGGCCUCCAAACUUGAAGUUCAUCCAACCAAAACUACCUUUAUUGAGAGGCUUGUUCGCUCACUGGUGUACAAUGGUUUCUUAGUAGAAGCCAAGGUGAGCGAGGAAGAAGAAAAGGAGGCAUAUUCUCUCACUCCAUCUUCUAAACUACUGGUCAAAGGCUUGGAACCUAACCAGCACCAAUGGUGUUGGGGUUUGUUGACACUGGGAAUGGCUAGUAACUCACAGAUAAUGAACAUGGCACUUAGAGAUUGCAAGUCAAUCUUCAACGGACUUGAAAACCUAGUUGAUGUUGGAGGUCGCGCAGGAACCACUUGUAGGAUCAUCUCCGAGACAUAUCCUAAUCUGAAAUGUAUAGUGUUUGAUCUUUCACAAGUUGUUGAAAACUGUCCAGGAAGCAAUAACUUGAGUUAUGUUGGUGGCAGCAUGUUUGAAUCCAUCACUUCUACUGAUGGUGUUCUAUUGAAGUGGAUAUUACAUGAUUGGGAUGAUGAAAGCUCCAUAAAGAUGUUGAAAAAAUGUAAGGAGGCAAUUUCAAAGAAAGCUGAAGGAGGAGGAAAAGUGAUAAUCAUUGACGUAGUGAUAAAGGAAAAGGAAGAUCACAGUGACAUGGCACAAGUGAAACUCUUGUUUGACAUGACGAUGAUGAGUACUCUCAAUGGAAAAGAGAGAACUGAGAAAGAAUGGAACAAACUUCUUGUCUCUGCAGGCUUCAAACAUCACAAGAUUACUCCUCAUUUUGGUUUUAGGUCAAUCAUUGAAGCGUAUGUCAAAUCAUUACCUGCUUUGAAAUUUCUCAGACGAAAUUUAGUCUUUUAA
Molecule: messenger RNA, 984 nt
Organism: Neltuma alba
Lineage: Eukaryota; Viridiplantae; Streptophyta; Magnoliopsida; Fabales; Fabaceae
Product: isoflavone 7-O-methyltransferase-like
Exons: 3
Coding region: 1-984 (327 amino acids)
Molecular function (GO): protein dimerization activity; O-methyltransferase activity
Source: RefSeq, a predicted model, not a curated record